Melampsora larici-populina 98AG31 is the source of this 1055-nucleotide messenger RNA. RefSeq lists its product as uncharacterized. NCBI's taxonomy places the organism in Eukaryota, Fungi, Basidiomycota, Pucciniomycetes, Pucciniales, Melampsoraceae. Gene Ontology annotation, cellular component: cytosolic large ribosomal subunit; ribosome. Gene Ontology annotation, biological process: cytoplasmic translation. The transcript is spliced from 5 exons. The record is from RefSeq and is a predicted model, not a curated record. Gene Ontology annotation, molecular function: structural constituent of ribosome; RNA binding. The coding region runs from base 32 to 796 and encodes 254 amino acids.
CACUCAUCCUACCUCUCACGUGUCGCCGAAAAUGGGUCGAGUUAUCCGAAAUCAACGUAAGAGUGGUGGUAUUUUCAGGGCUCACCAAAAGCACAGGAUCGCUCCGGCUGCCUUCCGACCACUUGACUACGCAGAACGCAAUGGUUACAUCCGUGGUCUGGUAAAGGAGAUCGUCCAUGAACCGGGACGUGGUGCACCUCUCGCUCGUGUUGUCUUCCGUGAUCCAUACCGGUACAAGAUGCGAACCGAAACCUUCAUUGCCACCGAAGGACUAUCUACCGGUUCAUUCAUUUACUGCGGAAAGAAAGCCAGCUUAGCCGUCGGAAACGUCCUUCCCGUAGGAUCUCUCCCUGAAGGUACCAUCAUUUGCAAUGUCGAGGAGAAGCCCGGGGACCGUGGAAGCCUCGCAAGAACCUCCGGCAAUUACGCCACCGUCAUCGGUCACGAUCCCGAGACAGGCAAGACGCGGGUGCGACUUCCAAGUGGCACCAAGAAAACCGUUGCGAGCGGCUCUCGUGCCACUAUUGGUAUCAUCGCUGGUGGCAGUCGUGUUGACAAACCCAUGCUCAAGGCCGGUCGUGCCUACCAUAAAUACAGGGUCAAACGUAACUGCUGGCCUAAGACUCGUGGUGUGGCUAUGAACCCCGUCGAUCAUCCUCACGGUGGUGGUAACCACCAACACAUCGGUCAUGCUUCUACCAUCUCUCGAAACGCAGUGUCUGGUCAAAAAGCCGGUCUCAUUGCUGCUCGUCGUACUGGUCUUCUACGUGGUACUGUGUCAAAGAAAGAAAUUUAAUCGAUGUCUUGAUGCGCAAAUUACUACAUUUUACAUAUGCUCUCUUACGCCCCUUUCGAUGCUCUAUGCCUUGUGGCCUUAUGGGCUAGCCCGGAGCUUCGAUACCUCGGUCAAGCCGUUAUCCACUUUAUGCCUCUGACUACCCUGCUUUGGCCCCAACCAAAUCUCACUAGUUGUUCACGGAUAAGUGUACUCAGUCUUUGACUACUAGUUUCGUCCCAGUCUUUGAAUGCCAGUUUCUUAUAUAAUGGUAGGCUGG